GGGUGCUUCUGCACGCGGGCUGAGCGCUAUCGCUUAUUGCAUUGCAGGCGUUGUCCUUUCUUACCAGAAUUAAGAGGCAAACGUUAUACUUUAUUUUACCCCUAUAACCACAGAAAUGGCUGAUUCACAGGAUGACAAGCUCUACAAAGCCGAGUAUGCAAAAAGUGGACGCGCCUCUUGCAAGAAAUGCAAAGAAAACAUUGCCAAGGGCUCGCUGAGAAUGGCCAUCAUGGUGCAGUCUCCGAUGUUUGAUGGAAAAGUGCCUCAUUGGCACCAUUUUUCCUGUUUUUGGCUCCGGGCUGCAGUACAGUCAACUGCCGACAUAUCUGGAUUUACUGACCUCCGCUGGGAUGACCAGGAGAAAGUCAAGAAAGCCAUUGAGACUGGAGGUGCCACUGGAGGGAAAGGAGAGCAGAAGGGAGCAGCUAAAGGUGAAAAGACACUUAAUGACUUUGCUGUGGAGUAUGCCAAAUCUAACAGAAGCACCUGCAAGGGGUGUGAUCAGAAAAUCGAAAAGGAUCAUAUCCGUGUAUCAAAGAAGACAGUGGAUCCAGAAAAGCCUCAGCUGGGGCUGAUAGAUCGCUGGUACCAUACAGGCUGCUUUGUGAGCCGGCGUGAAGAUCUGGUAUUUAAACCGGAGUACAGUGCUGCCCAGCUCAAAGGUUUCGCUGCAUUACGAGAUGAAGACAAGGAGGAGCUGAAGAAGAGACUUCCUGCAGUGAAGAAUGAAGGGUGA
Molecule: messenger RNA, 736 nt
Organism: Xyrauchen texanus (razorback sucker)
Lineage: Eukaryota; Metazoa; Chordata; Actinopteri; Cypriniformes; Catostomidae
Product: poly [ADP-ribose] polymerase 1-like
Exons: 4
Coding region: 116-736 (206 amino acids)
Biological process (GO): DNA repair
Molecular function (GO): ATP-dependent polydeoxyribonucleotide 5'-hydroxyl-kinase activity; polynucleotide 3'-phosphatase activity; double-stranded DNA binding
Source: RefSeq, a predicted model, not a curated record